Messenger RNA from Anopheles stephensi (Asian malaria mosquito), 7643 nucleotides. RefSeq names its product mucin-5AC. The transcript is spliced from 17 exons. The record is from RefSeq and is a predicted model, not a curated record. The coding region runs from base 1669 to 5097 and encodes 1142 amino acids. Gene Ontology annotation, molecular function: calcium channel regulator activity; GTPase activity; GTP binding. NCBI's taxonomy places the organism in Eukaryota, Metazoa, Arthropoda, Insecta, Diptera, Culicidae. Gene Ontology annotation, cellular component: plasma membrane.
GACACUGUAGUGAAAGAGAAUGUGGUGGUUACGCGCUUUAAAUCAACGGAUGUGCCUCAAGUGAAAUGUGUAGUGAAAAUUACCUCGUAAAGCUUUGGAUCCUUCGGCGCCGUGGAGUUUAAUAGCGUAAACAUGGAUAACGGGCAUGGUCUUUAAUCUCCAUCGGUGUCCCUGGCCGUGUCCAAACUACAAGGCACUGCUUAUUCAAUGGCAGAGGAACAACAAGAGGAACGAAACGAGAGGAUUUUAAUUUCCGGAACCGAAAGACGAACCUUGCCAUCCAGCACUGUGAAUGUGUCUGAGUGUGUGACGAGAUGGUGAUUCCUGUGCUUGGAGUUGUGCACAAUAAGGAUAACUUAAAAUGGAAGAAAUUAUUAUUAGCAAUGAAGCAAUACAAGCAAUGCAGCAAUCGUCAUCAAAUUUCAAUUAUGAACCAGCCGAGCUUGGCAACACUUUUUGAGCUCUCAGUGAAUUUUGAUGGACUUUCCCGGAAUGAAAAGAACGUUUAUGAUUGCAGAAGCUGGCACUAAAAGGACACACAAAACAGCAAGCCUGACACCCUAAUGAGGAAACCAUUAGAGCAGGCAUGAUGGUUUGAAAAUUGUAAAAUCUUCAAACCACCCACCCAACAAGACGCUCCGAAACCGUCAUGAAGAGGAUUCAAAAUUCUUGAUCGCUCCAGUUCCAACGCGUAAAGGAAAUACUUUCUCGCGUCGUAAGGAUGUCUGGCAUGCCCUUCGUCAGCCUAUCGAAACCGUCACUUAUCAUCAUCGUUCAAUCAAUCUCGUGAAUCUGAACAGCUUGCCAGAGACAAAUGCGGCUCAGGUGUAGUGAUAUCGAUUUGUUCGUACAAACGGUUGUUCUAUUGAUGGUGAUCUACGCUAUACUUCCUCUCCACGGGUUUGCCAUCGCCAUUUCUGAUGUUUUGGAGUAGUGUUUAGGAAUGCUUACGCUAUCCUUAAACCUCGUACAUGCCUUUGUUCUGCAGCGUUCGAUUGCUUAGGUUUACGUUUGUUGUUUUGCAGCAUGCGGUGGUGUGUGGGGGUGAAGUGCAAUUACCGUUUGCUAACAGGCGGAUGUAACGUGAGUGCAAGAUUAUGUUGUCCGCUCAGAUCUGAUGUGCUGCACGGUUCACGAAGCAAGUGCAAUCAAAAGCAAUAUUUAUAAAUAUAGCUCAAAGUGGUGGUAGGUGGUAUACAAUUGUGUGUGUGUAUGUUUGUGUGAGUGUGUGUUUGCGUGUGAGUGUUUGUGUGUGCAACAGUGUCAAUGAGUGUGGUGAAAAGCUCUGUGCGAAGUUGUAGCGAGCCGGAGAUUGGCACUGGUUAACCGUAUCACCUCAAAAGGAAGCAGAACCCACAAGCGACGAUUUUGAAUCAGCAGUAACUGUGUGGCAACGUGACAUAGACUUUCAAGCUGUUCCUGUGCGGUUGUUAUAUUUUUGAACGGGGGGCCAAACAUAGCAGUACGGAAGGUCUCAGGAGUGCCCUAGCCCGUCUUCGUAGGUCGGGCCCACUCCCUAACCCUUCCAGUUCCGAACAUAUUGAAAGUGUUGAACGCUCCUCCUCACCCUUCCGAUGUCGCCGCGAGCGAGAUAACUGCCGAUCUCCGCCCCCAACGCCGGCGCCACCUCCUUCAACACCUCGCAAAAACAAAGUUCCCCCCGAUGCCAUGACAGGAUCGGUGUCCCAGCCGCAGCAGCCGAUUGAAAGCGUGCACUGCGGUCCCUUGACGGCCAACUACAUCGUACCUCCCGCCUCUUCAUCCUCCUCCUCCCCCACCUCAUCCACCGCCAUCGUGGAGGCGGUCGUCAGUUCCUCGAUGGCACUGCCUGCGUCCACGAUGUCGUCCGCUUCGUCAUUCAUCCCACACCCGGGAAGUCCAGGACACGGGCGUUCGAACUCGGCCAGAGGUAGUCCCGAGCCCGAAUCGACCCAAGGAAACCACUCACAACACACGUCCACACCAACGUCGGCUUUGCGGAGGCUCUACUUCAAGACGGCUCGGGCAAGCAAGGCGGCCAAAACGGCAGCAACGGCAGCUACCACUGCAACGGCUGUCGCUGCAGCAGCCGCCAACUCGUCCACCGUACCGAAGGUAGUCGUAAUGGGGUCGUCUACCACGUCCGAAGCUACCAUCAACACUUCCACCGAUUCUGCCUCGACGCACGUCACCAACGUCACGACGACCACGGACACGGAGACUAACGAUUCGCUAGAUCUGGGCGACGUAUCAGGACAGAGUGAACCUCUGUUAAGCUCGCUCGAGGACGAAAGUUCCAGCAUUGUUGCAUUGAACCAACCCGCAGGCAAUGAGGAGGACGAAAACAUCACCGUCAUCAAUGGUCCCGAUACCCCGUUACUGAUCAGCUACCAGGAGCUGGAAGAUCUUUCGCCGAGAUCGCCCAUAUUUUCGCCCCGUGAAUCUCCAAACAUGAAAUCAGGAGCCACGAAUCGAACGCAACAGCCCCGUACAGCACCAAUUUCAUCAAAUGCAACACGCUUUCCUUUCGAUCCGCCCAUGUCACCCAAAACGUACAGUGGGGGUGUUAGCCGUGGUGAUGUUGCUUCCUUUGCUCGUACUCACGAAACCAUGUUUAGCUUCGAUGAGUCACCCAACCCAGUGCGGCGUCCACCACCUAAAAUGCUCACCUCUUCGGCAGAACACACGCCCGACCAUUCUCCAAACACAAUCGAAACCGUCAUUGGUCCCGAACCGAUUAUUAGCACGCCAUUAACAAAGGAUCGUGUCACGGACGCUGCGCAGCCUGCAAAGCAACACAUGGAACCUGCACAAACGUCCACAUCCACGCCGAAGCGGCUGAUGAACAGUUUUAAGACCCGCAAGGAACGUCUCGUACAGCAGGCAGGUAGCGCUGUUGCUGCAGCUACAGCCGCAGUUACGUCCGCCGCCGGUGCGUCUGGUAAACCGUUCAAGAAUCCAAAUUACGAUCCCGACCUGACAAUGUUUCCUUUCGACCGAGAGGCGAUCGAUUACGAUCGCAUCCAGCGCGAAUGCUUCGCCGUGGAAGAGGAGCUGUUGUUCGAGCACGAUCGUCGCAAUGCAGAUGAGUAUCGAAGCGGCGGUGGAACCGUUGGAUGUGGCGAGUCGCCUUCGAAAGCGUUGUACGAUGCGGAGAUCUUCAGCGACCAUUACUCGAUCUUUCAGCAGUACGCUUACUUGUCGCAGCAGGAGACCCGAGACACGCCGAUCGACCGCAACGCAACACCCUCCAAGCGUAAUCGAAUGGCGGCAACAUCUGAUGCAUUUUCGCCCCAGCGUCGUACCGAUCACAGCACGGCGGUAACAGGUUCGGGCGCGGCCAUUCACUCGCGCCUCUCCAAGUUUGAUCAGAUCGCCACCAAGUUCGAUAUGAUGCCGUCAAAGUCUGCCGGCACGACGGUAGCGACACAGCAGCUAGGUUGCGGAACACUUCCGGACCUACGCGUCGACUACUUCGCAGAAACAUCGUGCUGCUCCGUUGCGGGAAUUUCCGUCUCAUCGAGCGGAGAAUCCGGCUGCGAAACAGCCUCUGGCAAGGCGCGUGCGUCGUCUCCGGCAUCAACGAUGGCGACCUCUGGUGGUGGUGGCCUCCGUUCGAUGGAAGUCGUUGGCACAGGCGCACUGGUCACCGGUGCUAUAAAUGUUACGCCAAACCCGAUGGAAGGAGCAGUUUGUACACAACCACGGGCGACAAUAGUCGUACAGCAACCAUCGCUCAGUCUGGACUACACGUCGGUUGAAACGAUUCUGCUAAAAAAUGAAGGCGACUUCAUCAGUGUCGGCGAGCAAGGCACGAAAGGCGAAUUACAAUCGACGCAAAGGAAAAAACAGCAACGAGAGGAACACAUGCGACAGCUGCUGGACGUGACCAAUACGCUAACCACGGAGGAAAUUAAGGAUUUCGAGAUGAGAUACGGUAGCCCUCAUCACAGCCGGUCCCAAUCGGUCAAAACUCCCGGAAGUAGAGCAUCAGGCCGUCCAAAUCAGCUAUGCUUGCCACAGCAACGUUCGAGGGUUGCUUCCAUGCCCAACACAGGUGUCGAAGAGGAGUACUACAGACUGAGGCACUUUUCCAUCACUGGAAAAGGCGUCGUAAAUCGGGGUGAUUCGUUGAAAAGCAGACGAAGCAAAUCAAAUAAUAGUGUGGCCAGCUCAAAUUCCAGUACUGAACAUCUAACUCCUGCCGCCGGAGCCGCCGCUGCUGGUUCUGCCCGCACGUCAGCCACGUGUAGUUUGGCAUCCAGCCGAGAAAGCAGUACAUCCAAUCCGGCAUCAGGACCGUACAAAGUGCUGAUGCUGGGUGGGCCAGCGGUGGGUAAAAGCUCAUUAGUGUCGCAGUUCAUGACAUCGGAAUAUCUGCAUGCAUAUGAUACUAGCAUAGAUGAUGAUUCGGGCGAGAAAACGGUUUCUGUGCUUCUCAGUGGAGAAGAAUCUGAAUUAACGUUCAUCGACCAUAGCUAUAAUGAAAUGGCGCCCGAAAAUUGCAUGUCCACGUACGACCCGCACGGUUAUUGCGUGAUCUAUUCGUCGACGGAUAAAGAAACCUUCUUCAUAGCGGAGCGCAUCCUGCAAAUCCUUUGGACGACGGAAAACAUUGCCCAAAAGGCAGUGAUACUGGUGGCCAACAAGGCAGACCUGGCACGGUGUCGGGUGGUAACGUCCGAUGAGGGUAAAGCAAUGGCAACACAGUACGAUUGUAAAUUCAUCGAAACAUCCGUCGGAAUCAACCACAACGUGGACGAGUUGCUAGUGGGACUUCUCUCCCAGAUUAGAUUAAAAUUGGAAAACCCGGAAAAAUCAAGGGAUCUGUUCCGGAAACGAUCGAUACGGAAAUCGAAACGUCGAGCCUGCUCGCCACUGGGCGGUGCGAUUUGUUUAGCCGGCAUCGGUGGCAGCACGAACCCUAGCACACCAAUUUCCGGACCACCGGCUAGCGGUGGCGGUUUCGUCGACACACCGCCCGGAAGCGCGCACAGUAGUCCUAGAAAGUACAGGGGAUCGCGAACAUCCGCUAGCCUUAAGGUGAAAGGGUUGCUCGGCCGGGUGUGGGCUCGUGAUUCGAAAUCCAAGAGCUGUGAAAAUUUGCACGUACUGUAAAUUUCCUUCAUCAACUCUCACUUUCGUCUCGCAAAACGGGCAUGUGACGCGGCAGAGCAACACUAUCGAACUCUAGGUCGGACACAAGGCCACUGAUACAAGGUCCCUCGUCCAAGCGUUCCUCCUAUAAGUUCGAUUGGCUUGCUCUUGCUGGUGGGAUGCAAACGAGUACGACGCAGCACUGAAUGAUGUCCCCAACGGGACCUUAUCCGCAGAUUCUAAGAGCAAGCGUAUUUAGUAAGCCGUAUAAUCCGCUGUCAAUGAGAUACCCAUAUUGUGACCAGCACCAAGCGUUUAUUGUUUCUCUGUAUAGCCCUGUUUUCCGCGGUAGAUUUAUCCACACUCUGUGUAUGCAGAUUUAUCAACAUUCAAGCGGUAUUUUAGAGUUCGUUAGAGACACAUGCUCGUCCUAAAGUUCCUAAUGUGUGUUACUCCUCCCACUAGGAUCCUCCAAACAGCGUUUGUGUGCUACUGUACAUCGGAAAAGGAGGCGGAUUAAAAGCUCACAGCAAGUUAGCCUUUUCCUAACUUAUUUCUUUCCCUAUUAGUUACCGCUUAUAUUCCCAACAUUUGUGACACGCCUUCCCAAUGCCAUCUGUUGGUAAACCCGCGCUACUAAAAGAGAGAAAUAUCGAGGAACGAUAAUAGUAUCUGACCGGCAAACAAUACUGAGCAAUAAUGGAAGAUCGCAUUCGCAAAAGAAGGACCCUUUGCUAUCAACGAAAUGAAGUGUAACACCCGAUCACGUUCUGGUAGAGUGUGGUAAAAGUGCCUUUUCUUAGUUGCCCCGUUAACCUUAUGAUUGAUUCAUACAAUCGUCGUUUUGGCCCCGAUUGCGUUCACUCUUAAGCGCGAAACCUGGCGAUGAGGUUCAGUUGAGAAAUUCCUUCCCAAAUCGUGGGUGUACACAGCAGAGAGUGUGUUGUUAGCGGGGGAUCAUCAUACAAGAUAGAUAUUUACUGGGAUUAUACAACGAGUGCGAGCUAAUUCUAGUCUUCAAACCGUGUUGUACCGCGUUGAACCUAGGUCGAGACAGUGUUUCAAGUGGCUCCAAGCAUUACCAAUCUAUAUAAACCUGUCUAUUCCCUUGCACAGGCAGCCGUUCGAUCAGUGAACGUUACUUAAGAAAUUUGAAAGGUUUUAUUAGCGAGCAAUAGCGCUAGGAUUUCGCAUUUGUCCGAGUUAAUAAUCAACACAUUGCGUUAGAGCAAGAGAGAUACAAAUAUAUUUGAAUAUUGUAGAUGAAACCAAACAUUAAACACAACGCGCGUACAAAGAGCGCAAAAUUGACCAAACCAGAAUCAUAAUACACCACAAACGUGAGGGAGAGAGAGAGAGAAAGGGAGGUUAAACCACGUGUGUAGGGAAAGUAAUAACAUUUUGACAAAUACAGCGUUAGAAAGAAAAUUGAUACUUCUUAGGAGGCCAUGUUUUACCGUGUGUCGCGAACAUUUUGAAGGAUUUCGUAAACAACACCAUAUUCGAGUUCAGCUUCCUUGCAAGAAAGGAUAGUUGGUAGUAAACUAGCGUGUAGUGUGAGAAGCGGAUCCGGAGGAGCGUUUUGAAGCAAUUCCAUGCACUCAGUACCAUUUCCUAGCCCAAUCCUGCCUUGUUUUUUGUAGCGAGAGGUACAGAGAGCGUAUUGCGGUGAGAAGAAGAAGGAUAAGUAGAAGUUUUUUACAGUGGACCGAGUCAAAGCGAGCUCGCGGAAGUAGUAAAGCCUGUUCCCACGUAACAUUAUAGUAUACACGCGUUAGAGAGCGAUGCAACAGUAUUUCAACCUAAUAUUAAUCGAACGCAUUAUCGAACCUACGAUGGAUUAGCGCAUUGCGCAGUAGAUUGAUUUUCGAUAGAAUUUUUACACCGUACCAAAAAUGUAACGAUCAAAAACGGACGACUCAGAAGAAGCAGACGGGGCAGCAUAUGUGUGUAGGUAAGCGUAUGGCGAACGGCGAUACAAUAAUACGGCGCCCAGCUCUCGCGUCAAUCUUAACAUUAUUGAGACAGUAUCAAAAGCAAUCGAAUAAUAUAACCCUUGUCCCCCGUGCCGGCACUUGGCUCAACCCAGGUCGGUGGACCGUUCUUUUUGGCGUGUUUAGAUGUACGCACAAUCAGUGUAAUGCACCACCCCACACACUAUCAACAAUCAUCAUCAUUCCGUUUAUGUGUCGUUGUAUUAUGAGACCCUUGGAUUUGGCUCAUUCGUGGCGUGCUAAGGUUACGUUAGAACAAUUUAGACUGCUUGGUUGCCUUUGAAAAUCAUCUUUUGAUUUCUGUUUACUGUCCAACGCCACGAAAGAGGAAGAUAAAUAGCGAAUAAACAUUUGCGUGAGUGUGAGUUUUAGGAUAGCCUAAUGUUCCACACGCUGUACCAGAAGAGCGUGUGUGUGCAAUAAUUAGGAGUCUAAAGGGUACCCCAUUUCGGUGUCGAAUUCGAGUGCGUGUUGUGGUGGUGUUAGAGCAAUAUUCAACCAUGUUGUUUCAUUAGCAGAACUGUUUAUAGAGGGUGUUCUUGUUCAACAGUGACUGGGUUUAUCUCUUAUGUA